AAAAAAAAAAAUCGAGGUCUGAAAGAGGGAAGAAGAGGUAAAGACGUCUCCUUUCCCGUUUUCUCCGCGUUUCGCCAAAUGUCGGCGACUGGAAGAUUCCUCUCAAUCUCCUCAAAACCCUAGUUAAGUCCUUUCAUUUAUAAGGCGGAGUCUUUUGGAUUCCGCUGCAAUAUUCUAGCAUUCGAUUUGUUUUCAUUUUGGGGAUCUCGAUUUGGUUGAGGAGAUGGAGGAGCCAGGGCAGCUGAAGAGGGCGUUUAUCGACGCGACGGCCGGAGCAAUCUCCGGCGGGAUUUCUCGCACGGUGACGUCGCCGCUCGAUGUGAUCAAGAUUCGGUUCCAGGUUCAACUAGAGCCCACCACUUCAUGGCCCCUACUUCAGAAGGACUUAUAUAGGCCAUCAAAAUAUACCGGUAUCCUGCAAGCAACUAAGGACAUAUUUCGGGAGGAAGGUCUACCGGGUUUUUGGAGAGGAAAUGUGCCAGCUCUACUCAUGUACAUGCCUUACACUGCAAUACAGUUUACAGUUCUGCACAAGCUAAAAACUUUUGCAGCAGGUUCCUCCAAGGCAGGCUGCAUGCUUUAUUUGUUAUAUUGGUGCUUUGCAGAGGAACAUCUGCACCUGAGUCCUUAUUUAUCUUAUGUUAGUGGGGCAUUGGCCGGGUGUGCAGCAACAAUAGGAUCAUAUCCAUUUGAUCUCUUACGAACAAUUUUAGCAUCGCAGGGUGAACCAAAGGUGUACCCUUCGAUGACAUCUGCGUUUGUUGACAUUAUAAGAUCCCGUGGUUUCCGAGGACUGUAUGCUGGAUUAUCACCGACACUUGUUGAGAUCAUACCAUAUGCUGGUUUGCAGUUUGGGACGUAUGACACGUUUAAGCGAUGGAUGAUGAUGUGGAACAGAUACAGAUUUUCCCAACUUGGUACGAUUAGGCAAGACGAAAGUCCUUCAAGCUUCCAGCUUUUCCUUUGUGGUUUUGCAGCUGGAACAUGUGCAAAAGCAGUUUGUCAUCCUCUUGAUGUUGUGAAGAAGAGGUUUCAGGUUGAAGGAUUGCAAAGGCAUCCAAAGUACGGAGCAAGAGUCGAGACUAAAACAUACAGUAGUAUGUACCAUGCCCUGAGCCAGAUUGCUAAAGCAGAGGGUUGGGCCGGUCUCUACAAAGGCAUAGUUCCCUCCUUGGUUAAGUCAGCACCUGCUGGCGCCGUUACUUUUGUGGCAUAUGAAUACACGUCAGAUUGGUUGGAGUCUGCAUUGACAUGAAGCGACGAUUUCAAAUUAUUCUUUUUCAUGAUCCAAUUAUUUUCCUAACUAAAUUGUUUUUGUAACUUAGCUUGAUAUAUAGUUUUUUGGCCACAAGAUAGAGUUGAGUUUUGGUUUAAUAGGGACGUUCAAGGACGGGUCAAUGAUUAAUAGCGCCUGCAAUUAUACGGCCAGAAAAAUGUAACUGAAUAAAUUUUGGAAAUGAAAAGAAGUUACAGAUAAAUGUUUCCAUCUU
Asparagus officinalis (garden asparagus) is the source of this 1490-nucleotide messenger RNA. RefSeq names its product mitochondrial thiamine pyrophosphate carrier 1. Gene Ontology annotation, cellular component: mitochondrial inner membrane. The transcript has 7 exons. Bases 224 to 1255 code for a protein of 343 amino acids. The record is from RefSeq and is a predicted model, not a curated record. Gene Ontology annotation, molecular function: thiamine transmembrane transporter activity. NCBI's taxonomy places the organism in Eukaryota, Viridiplantae, Streptophyta, Magnoliopsida, Asparagales, Asparagaceae. Gene Ontology annotation, biological process: thiamine pyrophosphate transmembrane transport.